AUGAACGACUCGUCGGCAGCAGUGCCCCUGCCUCCGCGGCUUACAUCCGUGAUCUCACUGGCACUUAGUCGAUGCGGAGUUCCCCGCACACCGCUCCAGCCGGUCAACAGUUGUCCGGGUGCCUGUCCACGCUUCCCGCGCAGACGCUGCCCAGCCUGCCCGCCAGCCCUUCCAGCCCCCCCAGCGGCCCCUCGCCGGAGGGCUCCUUCCCACUCUGCAAGCCCAACUCCCCUAACGGAGCCCGGCGAAACCACCAUUCCCGCCCGGAAACGCGGCCCGCACCGGGGAGCGGCUCCCGCCGCCGGGCCAUCCCGCCCGCCAGGCCAGCGGUCUGCGCACCCGGCCCGCGAGGUCCCCGCGGCCCCGCGCACCCCGGCGGCCGCGCUCCGGCCGUUUGAAUCUCCCGCCCGCGCGGGCGCCGCGGGCCGGACGCGAGAAGCGCGGCGGCAGAGGGGCCACCGGGCUCGCUCCAGCGAGGCGGGGCCCGGCCCUCGCCCGGACGCCCCGCGGGACCGGGGACACGCGCACCCGCACUUGCGCCUUCCUGCCGCCCGGCUUCACGUGGAGACGUCGCCACGCGACCGGGCGCGCGCGAGCAACUGCGCCGGCCCGCCGACGACCCCCACCGUGCUCGGGCCGUGGUCACUCGGCGCGCCGCCAUCCUCCAGGACCCUUCGCCCACGACACGCGCGACCUACCUCGAUGCCGGUCAGCUACGAGGAACUCCUCGGCUCGCUGGCUGGGCCGCGAACUGCCCCAGAGCAUGCGCUCUGCGGGCCUCUGGCCUGA
This is a messenger RNA of Eptesicus fuscus (big brown bat), 789 nucleotides long. RefSeq lists its product as uncharacterized. Bases 1 to 789 code for a protein of 262 amino acids. The record is from RefSeq and is a predicted model, not a curated record. The transcript is spliced from 2 exons. NCBI's taxonomy places the organism in Eukaryota, Metazoa, Chordata, Mammalia, Chiroptera, Vespertilionidae.